This is a messenger RNA of Gloeophyllum trabeum ATCC 11539, 372 nucleotides long. RefSeq lists its product as uncharacterized. Lineage: Eukaryota; Fungi; Basidiomycota; Agaricomycetes; Gloeophyllales; Gloeophyllaceae. The transcript has 3 exons. The coding region runs from base 1 to 372 and encodes 123 amino acids. The record is from RefSeq and is a predicted model, not a curated record.
AUGUUCCGAGUGCUCCCCCAUCAUACCAAAAGCAUCCUUCUCCUCGCCAACUCGAUCGCAAUCUCCUCCAACCGUUCCUUUGCUUCCUCGAAGCUCCGCAUCAUGGUUCAUAUCUUCUUCGUCCUGAUACAGUCCUUGCUCCAAGAUCCUGUACUGAAAGAGGCAGCCGCCAUCGAUGAGGGCAAGGUCAAGAAGGCCCCGACUAGAUCGUCGCCCAACUUCGAGGGCAACCUCACCGACGAGGAGCAAAUCAUCAAGUACCUUGCCGGCUGUGGCAUAUGGACCCAAGGGAGACACUACGAGGCUGCCAUUGAGCUCGCGAAGUUGUGUGGAGUCAAGGGUGCACCGACACCGGACCCUUUUGCUGACUAA